GUUGAAAGCAAGGCGUUAUGUUAAUAAGGAGAUUGGCAAAAUAAAAGAAAGGCUUAAUGAGAUCAAGGCUAGGAGAAAAGCGUAUGUGAUUGAAAACUUUGGUGAAGAUGGAGAUGCUUCGAGCUCAAUGCCGGUGAAGGGACGCAAUUUCCUAUCUCAACUUGAUGAUGCUGAUAUAGUUGGACGCUUUAAUGAUGAGAAGAUCCUACUUGAACGACUACUGAUGAAUCACCAUGGCCAAGAACAACAACAACAACAAGGGUCUUGUGUCAUCAGCAUAGUUGGCUUAGGUGGUAUUGGCAAAACCACCCUUGCAAAAAAACUCUAUCAUAAUAAUGCUGUUAGCAAUCAUUUUCACAAGCGCAUUUGGGUAACAGUCUCUCAAAAAAAUAGUUUAAAGGGGCUUUUGAAGAAGAUGCUCAUAAAAGUCAGUGGGUUUGUAAAUAAUAACUUGGAUUAUCUGGAAGAACAUGAGUUGAUAGACAUGAUUAAUGACUCACUAAGAAGACAAAGGUUUCUCAUUGUAUUGGAUGACAUUUGGCGCAAGGAUGUAUGUAUUCAGAUGCAAGGAAUUUUUCGGAAUGUAAAAAAUGGGAGCAGGGUCUUGAUCACCACUCGGUCUCUUGAUGUUGCCAAGGGAGCAGAUCCAACGAGCACUGCAUACCAACUUCGGGUGUUGAAUGAAGAUGAGAGCUUGGAACUUCUUCUGAAGAAGGCCUUUCCUCAUGAUGAAAAUCCCAAGGCAAAUUGUUCCAGUGAACUGCUUGAUAUUUGUUGUUGUCUCAUACGAAAAUGCAGCGGCUUACCUCUGGCUUUGGUUGUGCUUGGAGGUCUCCUAGAAGACAAAGCACCUGUUGAGUGGAGCAGAGUAUUAGAGACGAUGAACUGGGAGACAGAAGGAAGAGAAUGUCAAGAAAUACUAGCACUGAGUUAUGAAGAUCUUCCGCAUCAUAUGAAAUUAUGUUUUCUUUAUUUCAGUGCUUACCCUGAGGAUUAUGAUAUUAUGGCAUUGAGUUAAUCAGGAAUUGGGUUGCAGAAGGCUUCAUACCACAUGAAGGAAAUAAGACGAUGGAGGAGACAGGGGAGGCUAUUUUAAAGGAGUUGGUACAAAGGAGCUUGAUUCAUGGAAAUGACAGGAAAAGCAAUAGGAACGUGAAGAUAUGUGGCGUUCAUGAUCUUGUACGGGAUUUUGUAAUAUCUGCGGCUGACAAAGAUCACUUCCUCAAAGUUUGUCCUACUGAAAAUCGUCAACCAAUUUCUGCGUCAUUGUCUCACCGCGUGGCAAUCCACAUCAAUGUUACCUCGUUCUAUAAAAAUGACACCUUGACGGAUAAAAUCGAUGCAAG
Messenger RNA from Dioscorea cayenensis subsp. rotundata (Guinea yam), 1346 nucleotides. RefSeq names its product putative disease resistance RPP13-like protein 2. Lineage: Eukaryota; Viridiplantae; Streptophyta; Magnoliopsida; Dioscoreales; Dioscoreaceae. Gene Ontology annotation, biological process: defense response to other organism. Gene Ontology annotation, molecular function: ADP binding. The annotation marks the transcript as partial. The record is from RefSeq and is a predicted model, not a curated record. The transcript has a single exon.